CCUAGCGUCAGCCAUCCCAAUUGACUUCCUAAAACAAACAAAAAUAAAAAACAUAGGGAUCAGUCCAGUGAGUCCAUUGAUAAUGAAACCGAUCACUGAUUGGCUGAAGUUAUAGUUGCUCGUGCGCACUGCUUUGGUGAGGGAGACGGAGGUCAUAGGAGARUAGUUGGGGGGACAGAGAUUUUUAGCGGCAUUGGGGCUUUGAGGGAGAAUGCUGCGCAGGACCGUCUCCUUCCCCAUUGAGGUGGGGCGGCUGCAGCAGCUGGGUCUAUUGGACUAUGCCUCCCACGGUGUGACAUCAUGCUCGGUGCUCGACCUCCCGUCUCUCCACCGAGGUCACCAGGGUUCACGACAACGGAAGGAUGAGUGGCAGGGCCGGUACCAGGGGCCUGCCGAGGCUGGCCAAUGGGAGGAUGAGCGGCAGGGCCGGUACUGUGGGCCUGCCGAGGCUGGCCAAUGGGAGGAUGACGGUGGGUUAGUGGUCACACCCUCUUCUAAUGGUAGCACCAGGGGACCCAGAUGGAGGGAUAUGUAUGCCAGCUCAGACCAGCUAAGGUCAGACUCAGUGGAAGAUGGCUAUGAUUAUGAAGAGGGGAAGCAGAAUGAUGAGUCUGUCAGGCUGUACGUGUCAGAGGAGGAGAGAAUCCUCAACUCUGCAGACCUGAGUUCAGAGGAGAGGCGUGAUGUUCUAGCAGAGUUGGUGUAUUCCCGAAGCAGACUGAAGCAAUUGAACUCAGAGCURCAGAGAACAGUAGAGGUAGCCGAUGACAACAACACACUGCUACGCACCGAGAACACUGCCCUGCGCAACCAAGUCAAAGGGAUGAAGCAGUCGAUUCAUGAUGCAGAGCAGCUGAUGGAUGAGCUGGAGGAGAUCCGGAGCCUAUUGGUUGAGAAAGACGAUGCUACGGGCAACCUGGAGGCCUACAUCAAACAACUGGAGAAAGAGAAGGAGAUUUUGGAGGACCAGAUUGAAACCAUCGGCAGUGAGAUGUCCCGUAUUAUACCAGACAGAGCCACUGACAAGAAGAAGAUCGUUAACCUCAACCAGGCUCUACAAGCCUUACAGCUUCGGCUCGAGGAGAGCAGACUCGCUUUGGAUCACAGGGAUGAGGUCCUACGUAAGAAGGACUUUGUAGUUGAGCAGCUGGAGCAGUCCCUUACAGAGUACUCCUCCAUUGCACAGGAUCUGAAGGAGAAGAUGAAGGAUCUGCAGAGCCAACUGGCAGAGGCCCUAGUUAAUGGAGGAGAGGGGGGUUACAUGGCAUUAGAUGGAACUCUGUCUGAAGCCACUCAGCGCUCCAUCUCUCUAGCAGAGGAACUGGGUCUACUGCCAUGCAUGAUGGAGGACUCCUCUGAUGAGGUGCAGAGGGAGGAGAAGAUAGAGGAGGAGCAGAGAGUGGAGGAGAGGGUAGAAAGAGAGGCGGAUGAGAAGAAAGAGGAGGAGGUGGUUAAGGAGGAGAAACAGAUGUUAGAGGAGAAGAGUGGUGUGUGGUCAGAUAUGGUGAGAGGUGUCCGAGCAGCAGGAGGUUUCACCCUGGGUUUCCUGGUUCCUCUGGGUGUCCUGGUCUCCAUGGUCCCCGGCUGCUACGAYCACUGUACAGGACUCGGCUUCACCAACACUUUCUGGUCUACAGCCAGAUACCUCAUACAGCCAUACUGCAAUGUGCACCACAUAGGMCUCCCCCCGCUGUAAUACACACCAGAGGGAGCUGGUGGGUGGAGCUAUAGGAGGCUUAUUGUAAUGGCUGGAAUGGAAUUAUUAUCUACUUACCAACCUACACGCAUACCUACCUACAUAACUACCAACAUACACGCGCACACACUUAAACAUGAAUACGCACAAUAAUACAACUCAAACCCUGAUCAUCAACCCUUCCAGGUUGCUGUCAACUAAAUAAACUGGAAUACGGCAUCAUACAUGGACAACUAGUUGUAUUUUAAAUKGAAAAGGUAGAGAAGAUUUUACAAUGUGUAUUUAUUUAUUUGUUAUGCACAUUUUAAAUUACAUUUUAAAGGUUGGACUCAAUGUUGUUCAUGUUUUGUUAUUUUUUGGUCUAAUGUCUGUAUAGUGUUCUGUACAGUACAGAAAUUCACUGCCACGUCAUAGUCUACUCUGUCAUUUAAUUAUUUUAUUCGUAACAUUCUUGUUUUCCCUGGUUUGAAUUUAAAAUAUUAUUUACAUUUAAAUAAAGAGACUUGUACAGUAAGGUCGAAGAUUUUUGAUAACUAACCCAAGAUAGACUAGAGCCUGUCGUUUCCAAUGGGAGUAAAUUAAUCAUAGUGGGCAGAACAAGCAAGGAGGCGGUCAGAGCCAGGCACGAGCUAGUGAGAUCCUAUUGGCGUGUUCUGGCAUCUAUUUGCAUAUGUCCGUUAGGGAACGCCUACUUUGAAGUGCAAGUGUACAAUAACUCAAAUUGCCCUUGCACUCCGAAACAAAGCAAUUUUUUCAACUUUGGCAAAGUAUACAAAAGGCAGUUCACUCUGUUACAGAUUCUAGUUUUGGAAACAGAAAACUGUAUGGAGAUCAAAUGUUUCACUGAUGUAAUUUGAAGAAUGUUGGCCAAAAUCCAUCUCGCUCCAUCUCCCACUGAGCUUCCUCUCAUCACAAUAUUUGGUAGUGAGUGGAAACGCAAUCCGGAUGCUUAAUAUUUAUACAUCUGGUGAAAUAUUUUGAUCAUUGUUCUAUAUGUGGUUGUAACGUGUUUGUCUUUCCAUUUCAUGUCAAAAUCUGGAUGUAACAAAGAAAGUGACGAGAAUGUAUUUAGAGCUCGGCACUUUAUAAUCUUAAAACCCGCAAAUGAUUUACCUCUGGUUCAUUCAGGGGAAAGAAUAGUUUUGGGAUAAACGCAGAAAAUAAGUUUAGAGGUUAACACAGGCUUAGGAGAUCUUAUACGUUUUGUUCUAUGAUAUCAUUAAAUUAAAAUUACCUUCGUGAUUUAUGAAGCCUUCAAAAUUCACAAAAAGACGCCAUCGCUGCAGCUAGCGACUGG
Salvelinus sp. IW2-2015 is the source of this 2993-nucleotide messenger RNA. Its product is annotated as myoneurin-like. NCBI's taxonomy places the organism in Eukaryota, Metazoa, Chordata, Actinopteri, Salmoniformes, Salmonidae. Gene Ontology annotation, cellular component: chromosome, telomeric region; nuclear outer membrane; nucleus. The record is from RefSeq and is a predicted model, not a curated record. Gene Ontology annotation, biological process: chromosome localization to nuclear envelope involved in homologous chromosome segregation; spindle assembly; regulation of transcription by RNA polymerase II. Gene Ontology annotation, molecular function: protein binding; dynein complex binding; DNA-binding transcription factor activity, RNA polymerase II-specific.